CCCAAAUGACUGAGGAAAGAACUGAAAUUUUACAUUUUAUUUAUUCCCCACAACAUAUAAACAUGCAAGUAAUACAAUUACAGAGGAUUCUGUCUGCCAUGUGUGGCAAUAUGCUUUUAAUUUGAAGGAUUAACAGGAAGUUAACAUUUUGUUUGUACUACGUGAGCCAGAAAACUGUUGGAGUACUAGCACUGAACUUCUCAGCAGGUUAUAAAGAUGUCCGUCACAGUGGAUACAGAUGAUGGAGUGACUGAUGUUAUCAUAGUAAUGGACAAUCAGAGCAUGUUGGCACGAUGGCGUCAGAUCAUCAAGGCUCCUUCCUGCGGUCCAUCAUGGCGGUCAGGGAGCAAAGGGAGCAGCGUGGUCGUUGCUCUCGGGACUGUUCAGGUCAUGGUCGGCGUGUUCAACGUUGGACUCGGACCAGAACGUGCAGAAACGUUUCCUUACUGGCUGGCAGUUCCUUUCAUUGCAGCCGGAGUCUUGUCUCUUCUUGCAGACAUGUUUCCUUUCCGCUGCCUGAUGGGCUUUUCCACCUUUCUCAACGUCGCUGGAUCCAUCCUCUCCAUUGUGGCCAUUGUGCUGUAUGCAGUACAUUUGGCCAACUUCACUGUCAUUGGGAUGUGUGGGAUCCUGGAUGAAAGGAAGUCCAAAAACUGCCUGUUCUUGGCUAAUUUAGCUCAGAAACUGCUGAGAGGCGUGGACAUCACCAUGAUCGUCAUGUCCGUCCUCCAGCUCUGUGUCUGCAUCAGCCUGGCAGUCCUGGGCAACAAGGAUUUCCACUACAGGAUGUCAAAGAUGACGCUGUUGUUUAAAGAUGGUCACAUGACCAGUCCUGGAGCCUAAAGCUAAUAAAUCUGGUGAAACCAGGGAGAAACCAAAGGGGGGUCAGGGGGGUCAUUUUUAAAAUGUCAUUUUUAAGUGUAAUUUUCAAAAUUAAAAUGUUUUUUUAAAAUAUUUGUAACAGAAAAAGUGAAUUAAAAACUUUGAAUGUCUUAUUAUCCACAGAUGCAUGUAGAAAUGCAGGUCAUCCUUUAA
Molecule: messenger RNA, 1035 nt
Organism: Poeciliopsis prolifica (blackstripe livebearer)
Lineage: Eukaryota; Metazoa; Chordata; Actinopteri; Cyprinodontiformes; Poeciliidae
Exons: 7
Coding region: 217-843 (208 amino acids)
Cellular component (GO): membrane
Source: RefSeq, a predicted model, not a curated record